AUGGGAGAAGCGUACACCCAAGAGUCGUACACGAAGUUCAAUCGGCACAAGGAGAGAGGUACCUACGAUGCCGAAGCCAUCCACAACAUCGUCAACACGACCAGCGUUCUGCACGUCUCCUUCACGGACCCAGCUUCGCCUUUCCCAACCAUGCUGCCCAUGAUCGGCCAGAUCGGGCAGUACGAGGCGGAUGCGGAGCCGCACCUCUACCUCCACGGCUACGUCUCGAGUCGGAUCAUGAAGGUCACGUCGUCGUCGGACGAUGAACCACAAGGUCUACCCAUGACAGUCACCGCCACCAAAGUCGACGGCCUCGUGCUCGCCCUGUCGCCUUUCAGCCACAGCUACAACUACCGCUCGGCCAUCAUCUUCGGCCAUGCCGCGUUGCUGCCGUCGUCCGACAGUCCGGAGACGCUCUAUGCCAUGGAGCUCAUCACGGAUUCUGUGGUGCCCGGGAGAUGGCAACACACUCGUGUCCCUCCGACGGCCUCCGAGCUCACGUCAACCCGCAUCAUCAAAGUCCGCAUCGCCUCGGCGACGGCCAAGGUGCGCGCCGCGCCCGCGAGCUCCGAGCGCAGGGACCUCAAGGACCCGAACGUGGUCGGCAAGGUCUGGCAAGGCGUGGUGCCCGUGUGGGAGCAUUUCGGGAAGCCGGUGACCAACUUGGCCCCGGGCGGGGUCGAGACGAUCCCGGAGCAUGUGGCGGAGUUCAUUGAGGCGGAGAAUGCGAACUCGGAGGAGUAUGCAGUGGGUGUGGCGGAGGAAAAGGAGAAGAAAAAGGACGACGACGACGACGAGGAGUGA
Messenger RNA from Diplodia corticola, 804 nucleotides. Its product is annotated as flavin-nucleotide-binding protein. NCBI's taxonomy places the organism in Eukaryota, Fungi, Ascomycota, Dothideomycetes, Botryosphaeriales, Botryosphaeriaceae. The record is from RefSeq and is a predicted model, not a curated record. The coding region runs from base 1 to 804 and encodes 267 amino acids. The transcript has 3 exons.